Haliaeetus leucocephalus (bald eagle) is the source of this 486-nucleotide messenger RNA. RefSeq names its product WAP four-disulfide core domain 1 (gene WFDC1). Gene Ontology annotation, biological process: regulation of cell growth. Gene Ontology annotation, cellular component: extracellular region. The coding region runs from base 1 to 486 and encodes 161 amino acids. The transcript has 4 exons. The record is from RefSeq and is a predicted model, not a curated record. Gene Ontology annotation, molecular function: peptidase inhibitor activity. NCBI's taxonomy places the organism in Eukaryota, Metazoa, Chordata, Aves, Accipitriformes, Accipitridae.
AUGGAUUCCAGGGUACUAUCAGAGAUGCAUUUCUGUAAAAAGAUCUUCACUGCAGCCUUGUGUGUCUUAGUUUUGCUGCCAGAUUCGGGCUGUGCAAGGAAUCUCUGGAAGCGUGCUCUACAUCUGAAAAUGACGGAGAAAUACGAUGAUUAUGAGUACCCUCUUCAUUCUCACAGUUCCCACUACCAGAAGAACGACCGCUGCCCCCCACCGCCCCAGACUUUGCCUGACCGAGCCUGCGAGGUGCCCAGCUGCCGCUCGGAUUCAGAGUGUGAAAGGCACAAACGCUGCUGCUACAAUGGGUGCAUCUACGCCUGCCUGGAAUCCGUACAGCCACCGCCAGUUUUAGACUGGUUGGUUCAGCCCAAACCCCGCUGGCUGGGAGGAAAUGGGUGGCUUUUGGAUGGCCCAGAGGAAGUCUUACAAGGGAGCAAUUCCAACAAUGUGGUCGGCUAUGUGAAAAACCAGCAGAAGCAUUUAGGCUAA